AUGUCGCUACUGUCUCUUGUUCCCAAAACCUUUUUCCCUCGUCACUCCUUCCGGUGUCGCUCAGUGACUCGCCUGAGGUCCGUCGCUGCUCGAACCAUGAGCUCUCAAUCGAGCCAGCGCGUCUUCCAGCUCAGACAAGACCCACUCACCGGAAACUCGGAGUGGAUUGUAAUCGAAGAGAAUGACCAAGCCGGAGCUCCAGAAACUUCGACGGACGGCCUCCUCGCGACGACGUCGUAUCUCGACAUGCUCAAUGACUCUCGCCGCAACCGAGCUUACCGUCUCGCAAUCGAGAAAACCAUCACCGAACCUUGCCACGUCCUUGACAUUGGUGCUGGGACUGGGUUGCUAUCGAUGAUGGCUGCGAGAGCAAUGGGAGAAGAAGAAGAGUCCGGUGAUUCAAAAGGAAAAGUGACGGCGUGUGAGUCGUAUCUUCCAAUGGUGAAGUUGAUGAGGAAGAUUUUGCAUAAGAACGGGAUGUCGAAGAACAUUAACCUUAUCAACAAACGAUCCGAUGAACUGAAAGUUGGGUCAGACAUUGCUUCACGAGCUGACGUUCUUGUAAGCGAAAUAUUGGAUUCUGAGUUACUUGGUGAAGGUCUAAUCCCAAGUUUGCAACAUGCUCAUGACAUGUUACUUGUUGAGAAUCCAAAAACAGUGCCGUACCGAGCUACUACGUAUUGCCAGCUGGUUGAAAGCACAUUCUUGUGUAAAAUGCACGAUUUACAAAACAACGAGGCUGAAAAACCUGAUGGUGUUCGUCUAGUUCCUCCUGGCUUAGAGAGUCUGUUUGGUGUCAAGUCACAACAAUAUGGCAUGCAUGUGGAUGCUAUUCAGAAAGAGAUCAAGCUGUUGUCAGAGCCCGUCAAAAUAUUUGAAUUUGACUUUUGGAAACGGCCGGCAAGUAAUGGAGAGCUUCAAGUGCACAUUGAAGCAAUACACGAUGGUAGUGUUCAUGCUAUAGUUUCAUGGUGGGUGUUGCAGCUUGAUAGUGAAGGGACAAUCUUCUACUCUACCGCUCCCAGAUGGAUAGAUUCAAUUUCUGAGAUAGGUGUUAGGAACUGGUGUGACCAUUGGAAACAGUGUGUUUGGUUUACUCCAGGAGCAGGUGUGUCCAUAUCCAAAGGAGAAAAAGUUCAUUUGCAUGCUGCUCAUACUUGUACUAACAUCUUGUACAAUCUGAACAAGACUCAAAGCUUGACACAUUCUCCAUUAAAUACUGGAGAUCUACACCUCACAUUACCACCUGAAAGAGUUGCAAUAUAUGGUGACAGUAUUUAUCGGCAAUCAAUGUUUGAAGCCACAAGAAACGCUUUACAGGGAAAAUCUCAGCCACAGUGUCUCGUCAUCGAUGAUAGUCUUCUCUUACCACUUAUGGCUCUACGUAUCUUCAACAGAUCGCGGGUAAUAUCAUUGUCACCUGGGCUGCAAGAGAAUGCUGCGAGAUACUUGGAAGCCAUUGCAGUUUCAAAUGGCUUUUCAAAAGAUCGUUUUGAAUAUUUUAGAGAAGGGAAGGCAAAGUUGGCCGAAGUGUAUCCAAACAAGAUUGAUCUGCUGAUUGGAGAGCCAUAUUACUUUGGACUUGAAAGUGGGCUUCCCUGGCAAAAUCUAAGAUUCUGGAAAGACAGAACUCUACUUGAUUCUGUCCUGUCAAAAGAUGCAGUGGUAAUGCCGUAUAAAGGAGUUUUGAGAGGUUGUGCAAUGUAUCUUCCUGAUCUCUGGAAGAGCCGUUGUUGCCUUGGGAGUGUAGAAGGGUUUGACCAUGCUCUGGUGAAUACAACCUUAGGGGGAUGUGGUGAUCUACCUUCUGGUAAAGACAGUCCUUGUUUGCCUUUCUUUAUCUGGCAAUGUGGAGAGACAAAGAAGCUUAGCGAGGAAUUCACAGUCAUGGAGUUUGACUUCUCCAAGCCCAUCACAGGUCCAUGUUCUGGAGAAGUCCAGAUUGAGUUUGUUGAACCUGGUGUAUGCCAUGGAAUUGCAUUGUGGAUGGAUUGGGUUAUGGACAAAGAAAACUCAACCGUGGUCUUAACAGGACCGGAUGAAAGAUAUUGGAAGCAAGGAGUGAAGCUACUAGGGAAGCCAGUCAGAGUGAAAGAGGAAGCUCCCUCAUCCAUAAGAAUCCAAGCUUCCUUAGAUCCAUCUUCAAAUGGCGAGCUCAUCAUCACACAUAGUUUCUCUUGA
Molecule: messenger RNA, 2181 nt
Organism: Microthlaspi erraticum
Lineage: Eukaryota; Viridiplantae; Streptophyta; Magnoliopsida; Brassicales; Brassicaceae
Source: the annotation of a GenBank genome assembly